AUGUUCCUUAAACAACUUGGUUAUAUAUUGCAUUUAACACACCUCGAGGAACGCGAAGCGGCGGAACAGCGGAGUGAACACGCCCACAAGAGGCUGGUGGAACUGAUUCGGGUCGUGACCUCUUCUCUCAGCCUGGGUGACCUCGAUCCAAAAGACGCUCAGGAGAAGUUAUCGUCCAGAUUGGCUGAACUCGUGCAGGAAUGCGCGAGGCUACGAAGUCAGACGCUUCAGCUGGACGAAUCUCUUCAGUUGGCCGAGGGGGAAGCGGGCUCGGCGAGACAGACCGUUUCGCGUCUCGUUAACGAACUGGACGACGAGAAACGGACGGUCGAGGAACAGAAACUAGGUCUGACUGAAUUCAGGAAGGAAAACGACGACCUUAGGACAAGACUGCGAGCCCUGGAGGAGGAAGUGAAGAGCGUGAGGGAGAGAUUGCACAACACCAACAAAUCCUACAAUGCAACUCUGGAGGAAUUGCACGCGGCGGAGAAACAGUUGCAACAGGCCAAAGACGAAUCCGUGGUGUCCGAUCACCGCCGUCAGCAGAGCGAAGUCGAGAGCCGUGGGUUCCUGACGACGGUGGCCGCCCUACUGUCGAGUCCCGAGCAGCGCGUGGCUCCCGACGUCCAGGCCAUUAAUGACAAGAUUCAGGCGCUCGUGGCAGCCAAUAGGGAGGCGGCGGAGCACAUCGAACGCCUCACCUCGCAAGUGACGAGUCUGGGCGAGCAGUCGAGACGCCAAUCCGAACUCUACGAAACGGCAGUGAAGCGAGGGCGGCAGUGCGAGGCGGAGGUGCACGCGCUCACCACCCGAGGGAGGCAGCUGGAGGCCGACGCGCAGACGGCGGAGGCGGCGAGGGAGCAUGUGGUUAUUGAGAAGGAAAAGACCGAGCGCAUCUUGAACCGCGUCGUCGAGGCUCUGGGACUGACGGAGAUGGGACAAGAGGUCACCAAUGACGUGGAGAUGAUCAUCUGCCGGUGUCAACAGCUGGCCAAGCUCGAAGGAGAGAAGAUCGUGGACAAAACGACCACCGUGUACCAACUCCAGCGGAAGGUUAAAAGUCUACGGGAGGCGGUUGACCGGAAGGACCUCCACGUGGACAUGCUGCGUCGGAAACUCGCCCUUACAGAGGACGCUGCAAGGGCCUCGAGACACCUGGAGGAGGAGAGAGAUGAACUGAUUGCUAAGUGGGGUCGCUCAGCACAACAACAGAAGAAAGUAGAAGAAUUAACGGCAAAAAUUAACGAACUGGAUGCAAUACGAUCACGCCAACAGAAGAAAAUAACGCAAAUGAAGGAACAGAUCAAGGCCCACGGAGAACACAUGCUUGAAGAACGCCGGGUGAACGAGAACAGCCUGGAGGGGAUAACGCAGGAACUCGCAGUGACCAAGCAAGCAGUGAGGGACUUGACGCGCAGGGAAAAGCAGCUUCAGGAAUUCCGUCGGGCUGUGGUGAGUUUGCUCGGCUUGGACGGAGACCCAGGAGCCGAGGGAGAUUACGAGGCCAUCUGUCGGCUGGAACGCGUCGUGGGCGCCCAUCGGGAGCUCAAUGACUUGUCCAGGAGGAUAGACGAGAUGACGGCGCCCUCGAGACCCAACAGGUGA
Molecule: messenger RNA, 1605 nt
Organism: Penaeus indicus
Lineage: Eukaryota; Metazoa; Arthropoda; Malacostraca; Decapoda; Penaeidae
Product: plectin-like
Exons: 11
Coding region: 1-1605 (534 amino acids)
Source: RefSeq, a predicted model, not a curated record